Messenger RNA from Aspergillus pseudoviridinutans, 1002 nucleotides. RefSeq names its product putative Ras family GTPase (Rab4b). Bases 1 to 1002 code for a protein of 333 amino acids. Gene Ontology annotation, cellular component: endosome. Gene Ontology annotation, molecular function: GTPase activity; GTP binding. Gene Ontology annotation, biological process: regulation of endocytosis. The record is from RefSeq and is a predicted model, not a curated record. NCBI's taxonomy places the organism in Eukaryota, Fungi, Ascomycota, Eurotiomycetes, Eurotiales, Aspergillaceae. The transcript has 3 exons.
AUGAAGACGUAUCAACUAACGCUGUUGAAGGAGCUUGAGAGCAUGUAUGAUUAUCUGGCCAAAGUGAUCCUGCUUGGGCCAAGCGGUGCCGGGAAGUCAUGUGUACUACAUCGAUUCGUGAAAGACGAAUGGAGAGUGUUGUCAUCACAAACGAUCGGGGUCGAAUUCUCCUCAAAAAUAGUCAGGCUUGGAUCCGGUCCCCGAAAAACAAGGAUUAAAUUGCAGCUUUGGGACACCGCGGGCACAGAGAGAUUUCGUUCCGUCUCAAGAUCGUACUAUCGCGGAGCUGCAGGCGCUAUCCUGAUCUACGAUAUAUCUUCGCAAGCUUCAUUCGCAGCGCUUCCUACCUUUUUAAUGGAUGCACGUGCUCUUGCAUCUCCCAAUCUCACUGUUCUACUGGCCGGGAAUAAGGCGGAUCUUGCGUCCGACUCCGUGACCCAUGGCGAUUUCGCAGAUGACAGCAUGAGAGCCCCUCCUACUCCUUCCAGCACUAGCAGCAAGCAGUCAUCAUUCCCAAUCGACUCAGUCCCCGGUUCUGUUCGAUCUACAAGCCAUUUGGGUACUGGAACAAGACUCACGGCGACAUAUGCGUUUGAAGGUCGUCAAGUGAGCGCCGAAGAGUCAGCACACUGGGCUGCCAAGGCGAAUAUUCCUGUUGCUGUCGAGGUGUCGGCUCUUACCGGAGAGGGCGUGGAAGAAUUGUUCAACCGAUUGGCACGAAUUAUCCUUACCAAAAUUGAGCUAGGGGAGAUUGAUCCCGACGAUCCUCAAAGUGGCAUUCAAUAUGGAGACGGCGGACUUUAUGGCCAGGGCACCAGCGAUGGGUCAAGUAUUCGAAGUCGAAUGACAGUCGAUGAUACUUCCGUGCAACUGCAUCGCAGGAAUCCAAAAAGGCGGGGCGGCAGUAGGGGAGUGAAUAACUGGAGAAGCAACAUGGGAGAAUGGGAAGAGGUCUUUCGCCUCAGCGGCUCGCACCAAAAGAAGGGUAGGGGAUGCUGUUGA